AUGAUAAGGGGAAGGAAGCCUCAUGCCAUCACCGCAGCGGCUCUAACCAAGAGGAAGGAACAGGAAAAGAUGGAAAAAUUAUACUAUGCUGAACGGAAAAAGUUGUUCAUUGGUGAUGAAGAAUUUAUGAACACAUUACACCCCUUCGAGGACUCAAAGAAAGGUUGUGGCAAAAAAUCAUCCCCAUUUCAGAAAGCUCUCAUUGCAUGUAUUAAUGAAAACAAUGGGUACGCUACAGAGCAACAAUUAUUAGAUUAUGUUGUUAAAAAGUGGGAUAUUAUAGUAAAAUAUACUCCAAGAGCAUUUAUAUCCGAACCAUCUAUCCGUGUUAUACGUUUAAAUCUCUCAGUGCGAAAAAAGGCAAGACAUUUGUUUUUGAAACACCCUGAAUUGCCUGACACUUGGAUAAUUAAUUCCAGCCCUAGAAAGAACCCUCCAAAAAGAACACUAUUCAGGAACACGAUGAUCGAUGAAAGCUCAGAAGAAGAUGAAAAAACCUCAUCAGAAAUCGAGGCUCCAAUUGAAUCAGAACCCGACGUUAUCAACGAAUCUUACAUAAUGCACAAAGAUACAUUUGAAAGGUAUGUAGAAGAUUACAUGAAAUCAGUCGAAGGCGAUGUAAAACUCGAAGAUAUCGCAUUACAACUCAGCAAAUUUAAAGACAAAGCCGGAUUAUUUAAGUGUUUACCUCUAGAGAGAAGAGUUAGAGCAUGUUUAAUUGUGUUAAAAAGUGAAGGAAGGGUUUUCUUUGAUGAAAAAACUAAUACCUGGAGUAAUCAAAAAAAGCCCUUAAUAAUUGAAAAGAGUUCUGAAAAUAAUAAUCGUCUGACAGGAGUUGAAAUUUCAUAUCUGACAAUUGAUGAAAUGUAUGAAAAAAUCAAGAAUAAAGGUAUAGUUUAA
This is a messenger RNA of Trichomonas vaginalis G3, 900 nucleotides long. RefSeq lists its product as uncharacterized. The record is from RefSeq and is a predicted model, not a curated record. The transcript has a single exon. NCBI's taxonomy places the organism in Eukaryota, Parabasalia, Trichomonadida, Trichomonadidae. The coding region runs from base 1 to 900 and encodes 299 amino acids.